Messenger RNA from Guillardia theta CCMP2712, 1647 nucleotides. RefSeq lists its product as hypothetical. Lineage: Eukaryota; Cryptophyceae; Pyrenomonadales; Geminigeraceae. The coding region runs from base 1 to 1647 and encodes 548 amino acids. The record is from RefSeq and is a predicted model, not a curated record. The transcript has 12 exons.
AUGAAAGCCUUGUUGGCGUUUCUUAUCUUCGCCCUCGCCUCUUCUCUUGUUGGCUGCCAGCAUGUCGAGUUCUUGUCGCCAUCGAACGGAUCUUCUUUCAUGGAGCCGCCAUUAGAGGGCAUCUCCCUGCAUGCGCGCGUCAUGGCUGAAGGGGAGACAGAGCGAGUGACUAAGGUGGUGGUCGUGGGAGGGGUGGAGGCACUGAGGACAGAGGAAGCAUCCAUCUCCUUGCAGACUGAAGGGAUUUCGUCGCCUGGUAUUGUGAAGAUCGAGAUAAGAGGUCUUGACAGCAGGGGAACGCAGCUGUACAAGGAGAGCAUCUUCGUGAUGAUCGCCAAUGUUGAGCAUCGCGGGUUGAACAACAUUACCUGUGAAGCCAUGGGCAUUCAGCGUGCAGAAGCUCUCCAAGCGCGUGCAGGCUUCGGAUCCUCCAAGUGGGAGGAAAUGAGACACUGUCUGUUCCACUUCCUCUCCCUCUGGCCUGACAAUGACGCGGCAAACUUUCACCUGGCACGGUUGAUGGAGGCUGAAGGUGAUUUUGAGGCUGCUGGUAGCCGCUACGGCCUCGUGGUCGAGCAUGGCGUCACGCAGCUGCAGUCGAGGGUCAGAGAGGUUGAGCUCUUGGCCUUGCAGGAACGAGACCGCAGGAGCUGCACAUGGAGAUCACUCGGGACCUGCGAAGCUGGAGCUGACGAAUCCUGCCCUUCAAGACAGUCGAUCGAGGACGUCGAGAUUUCAAAAAUCGUCAACACCUCAAGCAUGUAUCUCAGCGUCAUCAUGGUCACACGUCAUGACAACACACAGUUUUGUCAGGUCCCUAAAGAUGCUUGUCUGGAUCGAUUUCGAGCUUCUAUCUCUGUCCUUGUGUCCUUGCUAAAAGAGACAAAUCUAGAUGACGAUGCCGAACUCAUCCUGGUUGAGUGGAACCCUUGCUAUGUAAACAGCAAGAAAGAGGAAGGUGCUUGUGAUGAUAGAGGAGAGAGAUAUCUCAGUGUUGAGGAAAUGGUGAAAGACCUUGUGGAGGCUCGUCAGACAAAACUUGUCAUAAGGAUUCUUUUUGUUUCUGAGGAGGUUCACGAUUCCCUCUACAACCCUUAUGAUUUCGAUCUUAUGGAGUUCAUCGGAAAGAACGUAGCUGCAAGGCGAGCGAGGGGGAAAUUCUUGUUGUUUGCUAACCCGGACGAUGUCUGGAGUCAUGCCAUUGUUAACCAGAUCGCAAGGAAGAAACUUCGCGAAGAUGUCUUCUACGGAACAUUCAGGGGUUUUGUUAUGCAUCAUGUGCCGGAUGAAAAUGACGAGGAGCCGAUGAGGAGAUUUUCUCCUCAUGCCCCGAACGAUGGUGCGACGAAAGAGACUGUGAAGAAGGGAGGACGAGGAGAGGACGAGGACUAUGGAGUUGGGAAAAUAGUUGAGCGAAGGCUGGGAGCAGUGCAUAAGAUUAGAGGAUAUCCUGAAAUCCCGACCAACAUCAUGAUCGAUGGCACCGCUAUCCAUGCAGCCGCGGCUCAUGGCUUCGGGCAGCUCCUCUUCUCGGGCCCCUGCGUCAUCUUCCAUCAGCCUCAUCCUCGUUCAUACAACACCAAGGGGAGUAUGAUCAGCCUGCAAGCCUACGAGAGCCUUGCGCAGGCGAGUCCUCCUAGACCCUAA